AUGUUUUUUCAAGGUAGAAUUUCAGGAGACGUAGGUAAUUAUUAUUAUGGACAAGGACAUCCAAUGAAGCCUCAUCGUAUACGCAUGACUCAUAACUUAUUGCUCAAUUACGGCCUUUACAGAAAUCUAUUUCUUAAUUCUUCAAGAUCCACUUUUGAGGAGAUGACCAAAUACCAUUCAGACGACUACAUGAUGUUUCUCAAAAACAUUCGACCAGAUAAUAUAUCUGAUUACACAAAACAAAUGCAGCGUUUCAAUGUUGGAGAGGAUUGUCCUGUCUUCGAUGGGGUUUUUGAGUUCUGUCAAUUGUCCUGUGGGGGAUCAUUAGCUGCCGCAACAAAGCUCAACCGCAAACACGCUGAUAUUGCCAUUAAUUGGAUGGGAGGCCUCCAUCAUGCCAAGAAAAGUGAAGCUAGCGGAUUCUGUUACAGUAACGACAUCGUGUUGGCUAUUUUGGAGCUACUAAAGCAUCACCAACGUGUCCUCUACGUUGAUAUCGAUAUUCAUCAUGGCGAUGGAGUGGAAGAGGCUUUCUACACUACUGAUAGAGUCAUGACAGUGUCGUUUCAUAAAUACGGAGAGUAUUUCCCGGGAACCGGUGAUCUUAAGGACAUUGGAGCAGAGAAGGGAAAAUAUUACGCACUCAAUUUCCCUUUACGUGACGGCAUUGAUGAUGAGACCUACGAGAGUAUCUUCACUCCCGUGAUACGCAAAGUUAUGGAAUGUUUCCAACCAUCCGCUGUAGUUCUUCAGUGUGGUGCUGAUUCACUUACGGGCGAUCGACUCGGAUGUUUCAACCUAACAUUAAGAGGGCAUGGAAAAUGUGUCGCUUUUCUGAAAAAGUUCGGUGUUCCCUUGAUGAUGGUCGGUGGAGGAGGGUAUACCAUCCGAAAUGUCUCUCGUUGCUGGACUUAUGAAACAUCUGUAGCUGUUGAGACUGAAAUCGCUAACGAAUUGCCCUACAACGAUUACUUCGAGUAUUUUGGUCCUGACUUUAAGCUGCAUAUAGAAAGAUCGAACAUGACAAAUCAGAACACGAGGGAUUAUUUGGAAAAGACUAUGACGAGGUUAUUUGAAAAUCUUCGCGAGUUGCCCUAUGCACCAUCUGUGCAGAUGCAGCCGAUUCCACCGGAUGCCUUGAACAUGCCAGAUAAAUCGUUGCUGCUCGAUCACUCUAAUCCAGAUGUAAGUCAUUCCUUCACGCGGUUCGAUUCUCAUAUAGAACACGAGGGAGAGUUUUAUGAUACCACUAAGGAGGGCGCCAAAGAUGUACAGGUAAGUGGUGUUUUGUCUUGUAAUCUCACUCCUUUCAUUGCCUUAACACUCCACCCAUCGUCUAUCUGA
Haemonchus placei is the source of this 1344-nucleotide messenger RNA. The record is from the annotation of a GenBank genome assembly. NCBI's taxonomy places the organism in Eukaryota, Metazoa, Nematoda, Chromadorea, Rhabditida, Trichostrongylidae.